This is a messenger RNA of Plenodomus lingam JN3, 264 nucleotides long. Lineage: Eukaryota; Fungi; Ascomycota; Dothideomycetes; Pleosporales; Leptosphaeriaceae. The record is from RefSeq and is a predicted model, not a curated record.
AUGGUAGCCGAAGAGCUCAACACACCCCGACAGCCGGAAUCAUUGGCAACUCCCCACUCAUUAGCGACAUUCACUGGAGUAAAAUACGCAGAAUUUAAGCAUCUUCGGCCAUUGAAGCUCUUGCAUCGCGUUGCAAAGCAGAAGAUAUCAUCAUAUUUGUCAAAUCUGCUGCAAUGCGGCAAAUUAUCAGUACAUGCCAAUGGCGUGCGCUUCUUCCUUCGGUUCUUUUACCAGCUUGGCAGCCUCAAUUCCUCACGAUGGUAG